This is a messenger RNA of Pantherophis guttatus, 5861 nucleotides long. The record is from RefSeq and is a predicted model, not a curated record. Lineage: Eukaryota; Metazoa; Chordata; Lepidosauria; Squamata; Colubridae.
GUCCUCCUCUUCUGACCGCCCGUCUGUUUCUGACAGGAUUUGGACCGUUUGAAGGCCUCCCACAAUCUCUGCGGAACCUUCAGGGCGGCUGUUCUUGAGGGAAGCGAGUUCAAAUCCUCCAUAGAGAUUUUUCUUCAUCUCCACAGACGGUUCCUGGAUAGGAAAGAGAGGAAGAUGGAGAAAGUGCCGCCUCUGAAAACCAGAAAGCUUUUCUUGGGCUGGCAGGCAUUGAGAGGGGCCUUUCCUCCUACUCCCAAGCCCAUCAUCCGUGCCCUCUCCUUUCCCCUCAGACGCGCUCCUCUUUCCCGCCCUUUCUGCAAUCCUGGCACUUUGCCCCUAAUCCACCAGGGGGCGCCCUCCGCCAAGGGAAGGGAACUCCCGGUGCUUCCCCAUUGGUCCACAGGAGGGCGAACGUCACAGCCGUCUUUGUAGGGGGUGGCCGGGAAGGAAGUGACAUCACGAAAGCAUGCCGCUCUAGGACGGUGCACUCUCUCUCCUUAACCCCGCAGAAGGCGGAGAGUCGGGGGGGGGGGAAUCCAGACGUUCCCCAGAUACACAAAGUCGAAAGCAUUUGUAAUCUUUGCAAGGCAAAAUUUUCUCUUGGGGGAAAAAAAAAGAGCGGAAUAACUUGCAGGGAUCAGUCCUGCAGCCCCAGAAAUGGUCCCAUGAAGGAAAAGGCAUCAGGAGACCCACCAGGAUGGAGACACAACCUUUUGGAAAGGAGGGAAGCGGAAAAGGCCCUUCAGCUGCUCAGCCUGGGAAUUGGGGGAAGCUCUGGACAAGGACUGGGCAGAAGUUCCUGAAGGAGGAAACCAUCCUCCCUUCAGAAGUUCAGCCCUGGAACUUCAUCCAAUACCAGGAGGCUGAAGGUCCCCGAGGACUUUGCAGCCGACUCCAUGAUUUUUGUAGGCAAUGGCUGAGACCAGAAAAGCACACCAAAGCCCAGAUGUUGGACCUGGUGGUUCUGGAGCAGUUCCUGGCUCUUCUGCCCCCAGAGAUGGAGGGCUGGGUGCGGGAGUGUGGAGCAGAGACCAGUUCCCAGGCAGUGGCUCUGGUGGAAGGCUUCCUCCUGAGCCAAGUGGAAGAGCAGAAGGAGCAGGUCGAGUUGCAGUGCUGCACUGUGGAGAUCAGAGAUCCUGAGGGAAAGAAGAACCCACCAAAUCCCCCUCCGCAGCUAUUUUUCAGGAGGAUCCCUUGGGAGGAUCAAAGUCAGGACACCUCAGGAGAGAAAGAAAGAAUGAAAUGUUCUGGUUUUCAUGACGGUGAUAAAAAAGCGGUUGAACCCCUAAAUCAGGAGAGUCUUGUGUCCUUCGAGGAGGUGGCUGUGUAUUUCUCUGAGGAGGAAUGGUCUCAGCUGGAUCCUGACCAGAAAGCGCUGUAUUUGGAAGUCAUGCUUGAAAACUAUGGGAACAUGAUCUCUCUCGGUAAUAAUGGUCAAGAGAAUCAAGAUUUCUGUGAACUGUUCCAAGUGAUCAAUGCUAAAGAUGGAACGGACAAGUUUGGAAUUCGAAUGGAACUAGAAACCCAUGAUAGAAACCAGUCAAAUGAUUGGAAUCAGGAAAGCUCAUCUUCCACCGAGGCUCCGAUACAAGACUUUCUUGCCCAACAGGAGAAAAUAAGGAAAAAAUAUAUUGGGGAAAGUGUGAAGCUAAUCAAAGCUAAAUUACAAGUAAAUGAACACUAUUCAAGCCAAAACAAAGGAGAAGAUGCUUUAAGGAGACACAACAGACAAAGUUACAACGGGAAAUUCAUUCCUUCUCUUGGAAAUAAGUUCCUUACAUCUCAAAAAGUGAUGGACACAAAACAGAAGCCUUACAAAUGUUUGGAAUGUGGAACAUGUUUUGGAACAAGCAGGCAACUUACUUCCCAUGAAGGGAUUCACACUGGGGAGAAGGUAUACAAAUGCAGAGAGUCUGGUAACAGGUUCAGAAGACGUAGUAAUCUUAUUUCCCCAAAAAGGAUCCAGGCAGGGGAAAAGCCAUUUCAAUGCAUGGAGUGCAAAAAAACCUUUGCUCGAAGAAAUAGUCUUAUUUACCAUAAGAGGAUCCACACAGGGGAGAAGCCGUAUGAAUGCUUGGAGUGUAGAAAAAUCUUUGUUCAAAGAGGUAAUCUUAUUCGCCAUGAGAGGAUCCACACAGGGGAGAAGCCGUAUGAAUGCUUGGAGUGUGGAAAAAUCUUUGCUCAAAGAAGUAAUCUUAUUAGCCAUAAGAGGAUCCACACAGGAGAGAAGCCGUAUAAAUGCUCAGAGUGUGGAAAGACGUUUGGUGAAAGAAGUAAUCUUAUUCGCCAUAAGAAGAUCCACACAGGGGAGAAGCCGUUUAAAUGCAUGGAAUGUGGAAAGAUGUUUUCUGAAAGAGCUCAUCUUAUUUGCCAUGAGAGGGUCCACACAGGGGAGAAGCCAUUUAAAUGCUUGGAGUGUGGAAAAAUCUUUGCUCAAAGAAGUAAUCUUAUUAGCCAUAAGAGGAUCCACACAGGAGAGAAGCCGUAUAAAUGCUCAGAGUGUGGAAAGACGUUUGGUGAAAGAAGUAAUCUUAUUCGCCAUAAGAAGAUCCACACAGGGGAGAAGCCGUUUAAAUGCAUGGAAUGUGAUAAGAGCUUUGCUUAUAGUGAUAGCCUUACUAUCCACAAAAUGAUACACACAGGGGAGAAGCCGUAUGAAUGCUUGGAGUGUGGAAAAAUCUUUGCUCAAAGAAGUAAUCUUAUUCGCCAUAAGUGGAUCCACACAGGGGAGAAGCCGUAUAAAUGCAUGGAAUGUGGAAAGACCUUUGCUUAUAGAAAUAGACUUACUAUCCACAAAAUGAUACACACAGGGGAGAAGCCAUAUAAAUGCAUGGAAUGUGGAAAGCGCUUUGCUUAUAGUAAUAGACUUACUAUCCACAAAAUGAUCCACACGGGGGAGAAGCCGUAUAAAUGCAUGGAGUGUGGAAAGACCUUUGGUUCUAGAAGUGGACUUACUAUCCACAAAACAAUCCACACAGGGGAGAAGCUGUAUAAAUGCAUGGAGUGUGGAAAGACCUUUGCUUCUAGAAGUGGACUUACUAUCCACAAAACAAUCCACACAGGGGAGAAGCUGUAUAAAUGCUUGGUGUGUGGAAAAAUCUUUUCUCGAAGAAGUCAUCUUAUUCGCCAUGAGAGGAUCCACACAGGAGAGAAGCCAUUUAAAUGCAUGGAGUGUGGAAAGACCUUUGCUCAGAGCUGUGACCUAAGAAAACAUGAAAGGAUCCACACAGAGGAGAAGCCGUAUAAAUGCAUGGAAUGUGGAAAGAGCUUUGCUUAUACUUCCUAUCUUAUUUCCCAUAAGAGGAUCCACACAGGGGAGAAGCCGUAUGAAUGCUUGGAGUGUGGAAAAAUCUUUGCUCAAAGAAGUAAUCUUAUUCGCCAUGAGAGGAUCCACACAGGGGAGAAGCCGUAUAAAUGCAUGGAAUGUGGAAAGAUGUUUUCUGAAAAAGCUCAUCUUAUUUGCCAUGAGAGGAUCCACACAGGGGAGAAGCCAUUUAAAUGCUUGGAGUGUGGAAAAAUCUUUGCUCAAAGAGGUAGUCUUAUUCGCCAUGAGAGGAUCCACACAGGGGAGAAGCCGUAUAAAUGCAUGGAAUGUGGAAAGAUGUUUUCUGAAAGAGCUCAUCUUAUUUGCCAUGAGAGGAUCCACACAGGGGAGAAGCUGUAUAAAUGCAUGGAAUGUGGAAAGAUGUUUUCUGAAAGAGCUCAUCUUAUUUGCCAUGAGAGGAUCCACACAGGGGAGAAGCCAUUUAAAUGCAUGGAGUGUGGAAAGAUCUUUGCUCAGAGCUGUGACCUAAGAGCACAUGAAAGGUUCCACACAGGGGAGAAACUGUAUAAAUGCAUGGAGUGUGGAAAGACCUUUGCUUAUAGAAAUGGACUUACUAUCCACAAAAUUAUCCACACAGGGGAGAAGCCGUAUAAAUGCUUGGAGUGUGGAAAAAUCUUUGCUCAAAGAGGUAAUCUUAUUCGCCAUAAGAGGAUCCACACAGGAGAGAAGCCGUAUAAAUGCUCAGAGUGUGGAAAGACGUUUGGUGAAAGAGGUAAUCUUAUUCGCCAUAAGAAGAUCCACACAGGGGAGAAGCCGUAUAAAUGCAUGGAAUGUGAUAAGAGCUUUGCUUAUAGUGAUGGACUUACUAUCCACAAAAUCAUCCACACAGGGGAGAAGCCGUAUAAAUGCAUGGAAUGUGGAAAAAUCUUUGCUCAAAGAGGUAGUCUUAUUCGCCAUAAGAGGAUCCACACAGGGGAGAAGCCGUAUAAAUGCAUGGAAUGUGGAAAGAUCUUUGCUUAUAGAAAUAGACUUACUAUCCACAAAAUGAUACACACAGGGGAGAAGCCAUAUAAAUGCAUGGAAUGUGGAAAGAGCUUUGCUUAUAGUGAUGGACUUACUAUCCACAAAACGAUCCACACGGGGGAGAAGCCGUAUAAAUGCAUGGAAUGUGGAAAAAUCUUUGCUCAAAGACGUAGUCUUAUUUGCCAUGAGAAGAUACACACAGGGGAGAAGCCGUAUAAAUGCAUGGAGUGUGGAAAGACUUUUGCUCAGUGCAGUUAUCUAAGAAUACACAAAAGGAUCCACACAGGGGAGAAGCCCUAUAAAUGCAUGGAGUGUGGAAAGGCCUUUGCUCAAAGAGGUCAUCUUAUUCGCCAUAAGACGAUCCACACAGGGGAGAAGUCGUAUAAAUGCAUGGAAUGUGGAAUGGGCUUUGCUCAGAAAGGUAGUUUUACUUCUCAUAAAAGGAUCCACACUCAGGGAAAACUGCAUAGCAAUAGUAAUUCCACUUAGACUUAUAUACCAUUCCACAAUGCUUUACAGCACUCUUUGAGCAGUUUACAAAGUCAGCAUAUGGUCUCCAGCAAUCUGGGUCCUCAUUUUACCCACCUCAGAAGGAUGAAAGCUGAAUCAACCAUGACCCUGUCAGAAUCAAACUUCUGGGUGUGGUCAAUAAGCCUACAGUACUGCAUUCUGACCACUGAUCCACCAUGUCUCUAUAGAUUUUGAUCUGUAUGCAUAUUGUGCCUUUCUGAUCCAAAUGAGACAAGGUAGAAUCCAAGAAAAUGAAAUUUAAUGUGGAGAAAAGUAAGUUUUUACACGUGGGCAGGAAAAACAGAUUUCCUGAAACCUGGCUCGAAAAUAGUAACUGUGAAGGGUCCUUGGAGUCAGAAUGGAUGAUCAAUUAAGCAUGAAUCACCUGUGUGCGGCAGCAGCCAAAAAAGCGAAUACAAUCCUUGGUUGUAUAAACAGAAGCAUAGAAUCAAAAUUACAUUAAGUAUUAGUACCGCUCUAUAAAGCCUUAGUAAGACCACACCCGGAAUACCGCAUCCUCUUUGGGUCAUCAUGUUACAAAAAAGUUGUUGAAACUUUGGAAAAAAUGAGAACAACAACAGCUAAAGGCCGGAAGACUAAAACGAGAAUGGUUAUAAGAACUGGACAUGGCUAAUCUAGUGAAGAGAAGGACCAGGGGUGACAGGAUAGCAGUGUUCCAAUAUUUAAGGGGCCGCCACAGAGAGGAGAGGGUCCAAGGCACCUGAAGGCCAGACAAGGAAUAAUGAAUGGAAACUUAUCAAGGAGCGAUUCUACCCAGAAAUAAGGAGAAAUUUUCUGACAGAACAAUCAACCAAUGGAAGAGCUUGCCUUCGGAAGUUGUGGGCGCUUCAUCACUGGUGGCUUUCAAGAAGAGAUUGGACUGCCAUUUCUCAGAGCCCCCGGCUUGGGCGGGGGAUUGGACUAGAAGAGCUCCAACUUCCCUUCCAGCUCUAUUCUGAUUUUGAUUUUGAAUCCUGUCCAUUCUGGUCCUUUUUUGCUAAGUAGGAGGUUUUAAAAGAAAGAUGAGUAUCAAUGGAGAUUAAAGUUAUAGUUUGCCCUCAAA